This is a messenger RNA of Trematosphaeria pertusa, 459 nucleotides long. RefSeq lists its product as uncharacterized. Lineage: Eukaryota; Fungi; Ascomycota; Dothideomycetes; Pleosporales; Trematosphaeriaceae. The annotation marks the transcript as partial. The transcript has a single exon. The record is from RefSeq and is a predicted model, not a curated record.
CCAAUACGACCAUGAAGCAUGAGGCAACCAGACUCGCUGCAAUUAAUCUCGCUCUCUAUUUCGAGGCUUUUGACGCUUUGUCAGUCUGUCACCGCUCUAUUAGAGAAUUUCGAGGUCGCCGAGGUGAGGUCCGUGCAGGCUGGACGGCGACUCUCAGCCCACCACUAUACCGCACGUUCUCGAGCUGAGACCGUUUACACCGCGUUACAAGGAUUUUCCAGCCUCAGGCGUGGUGACUAGGGACCUAGCUUAUACAGAUCUCGCUUGGCCUCCAUUCACGUCAAACUGUCGGACACCAAAAAUGGAUGGGUGUAGGUCGCCGCUUACAUCCUCUAGCCUUGGCCUUUGAUCCGUUGCAAUGCUACGCGCCCACACCACCUUGGAUGAUACUCUGUAUUUCGCUUUUGGGUGUUUAAGAUGACCGGUCCUGCUGCCUUUUGUCCUCCAGGACAUCUUAUC